Dufourea novaeangliae is the source of this 3192-nucleotide messenger RNA. RefSeq names its product endoplasmic reticulum aminopeptidase 1. Lineage: Eukaryota; Metazoa; Arthropoda; Insecta; Hymenoptera; Halictidae. Gene Ontology annotation, biological process: proteolysis; peptide catabolic process. Bases 181 to 3192 code for a protein of 1003 amino acids. Gene Ontology annotation, cellular component: cytoplasm. The transcript is spliced from 14 exons. The record is from RefSeq and is a predicted model, not a curated record. Gene Ontology annotation, molecular function: metalloaminopeptidase activity; peptide binding; zinc ion binding.
CCAACGGGAGAAAAGGAACUGAAAUGUGUACCAUUCUUCGAAAGCAUCAACGUUGAAGAAUGUAAUUCGCAUCGAGUCGCUAGAAACAGAGAUUCAAGGAAGCGUGCAUCUGCCGCUCGAAGUUCCAUGCGCUGUAAGCUUACCGGAUAAAAACGCCAGGCAGAGAGGGAAAAAAGGAAAAUGCGAGGGGGAACAUCGACACGGGAAAGCAGCGAGGCGAUCCGCAUGGAGCCUCUAGGUAGAACCUCGAGUUCCCGGAGUCCCGGGCAAAACGAAACCGCUAACACCACCGAGGUGCCAGCAAACUCAGGAGAUAGCAACACAGGAUUGCACAAACGUAGCAUUUACGAACACAAUGGGGUUGUGUGUUCUCAAAAAAGGGCUCUCUGUAUUGCCACUGUCGUUUUCGCGAUACUUUUCGCCAUAUCAUUCAUCAUUGCCUUCGCGGGACCACAAAAUGACUGCCCUUGUGCUGGAGAAAAGCCAGCUAACCUGGAAAUCGAGGACGAUGGAAAAAGCAGUGAGCCCCUUGCAACUAAUGGAGAGGUGUUCCCCUGGAAUAACGUAAGGCUACCUAAGUUUGCGCAUCCUACUAGGUACAACAUUACCAUCCAUCCAAACCUUACCACCUUAGAAGUAAAAGGACAGGUCACAAUCGAAUUCUAUGUCGAUAAAGAAACCAACUAUAUUGUCUUCCAUAGUAAAAAUUUGACAAUAAAUGAAAAGAUGAUUCAAGACCGUAAAGGCCAUAGAUUAAAAAUCUCGAAGCUCUUGGAGUAUCCGAAGCACCAGCAGUUAUACCUAGAACUGGAGGAAAGUAAAUUUCGGAAAAGGGGAAACUAUACUGUACACUUAAGGUUCAUCUCGAAACUUACGAGUGAACUCGAAGGAUUCUACCUUAGCAGCUACGUCACUCGGAAAGGAGAAAAGAGGUAUUUGGCCACUACUCACUUCGAGCCGACGUACGCGCGUUCAGCGUUUCCAUGCUUCGAUGAGCCACAAUUUAAAGCUAAAUUUAAAGUCUCGAUAUUCAGGGACAGAUUUCAUAUUGCAUUAUGCAAUAUGCCCGUAAUGAACACAGAAGACGCGGGUUUUUAUAUGGGAACGGGACUUCUCCGUGAUGACUUCCAAGAAUCUGUCGAAAUGUCUACGUACUUAGUGGCUUUUGUGGUGUGCGACUUUAAACGAGUGUCGAGGCUGACGGAGAGGAACAUUUCCGUAAGCGUUUAUGCAGCAGAGGCGAUGCUUCCACAAGCAAACUAUGCUGUAUAUACUGCUGCUCGUACAAUUGAGUACUUUGAAUCCUUUUUCGGACUGUAUUAUCCAUUGCCUAAACAAGACUUAAUAGCUAUUCCGGAUUUUGCCGCUGGGGCAAUGGAAAAUUGGGGCCUAAUCACGUACCGAGAAACGUCGAUACUUUAUGACCCGCAGGAAACAUCGACGAGUGCUCACGAAUGGGUUGCCGUAGUUAUAGCCCACGAGCUGGCUCAUCAAUGGUUCGGUAAUCUCGUCACUAUGAAAUGGUGGAACGACUUAUGGUUAAACGAGGGAGCGGCCAGUUUCUUCGAAUUUAAAGGAGUGAACCAUAUCUCGCCUGAAUGGAGCAUGAUGGAUCAAUUUAUUUUAUAUAAAACACAACCAGCUCUCGAUCUCGAUGCUUUAACUAACAGUCAUCCUAUAAGUGUGCCAGUAAAGGAUCCGAACGAAAUAGAAGCUAUUUUUGACGACAUCAGUUACAGUAAAGGAGCUUCCAUUCUCAAUAUGCUAGAGGGCUUUCUGUGCGAAGAUGUUCUUAAAAGUGGACUAAACGAAUACCUGAACUCACACGCGUAUGGAAACGCAGACACGAAAGAUCUCUGGGCGUCUUUUACGAAACACGCAAAUCACACCUUUGACGUGAAAGCUAUUAUGGAUACGUGGACUCAGCAGAUGGGUUUCCCGCUGAUUACAAUCACGCGUGAUGGAAAUACUAUCACGGCAAGCCAAAAACGAUUUCUGCUUUCGCCAAAGGAAAAUGAUACAGAAUUGUUGCAACCAAAAUCACCGUUUGACUACAGGUGGUACGUUCCAUUGACCUACUACACAGACAAAGAACCGCAGAAGCUUCACAACGUGUGGAUGAAUUUAACUGACGUAACAUUUGAGGUACCUAGCGAUGUCGAAUAUAUAAAAUGCAACGUAAAUCAAACUGGAUUUUACCGUGUAACUUAUCCGGAGGAAAUGUGGACGGCGAUCAUUGACACUUUAUUAAAAGAUCAUACAAAGUUCAGUCCGGCUGAUCGCGCGAAUCUUAUCGACGAUGCGUUUACUCUUUGCGAAGCGGGCGAAUUGAAUGCUACUAUACCACUUGAAUUAUCGCUUUAUCUUCUAAAUGAGAGGGACUACGUGCCAUGGGCUACGGCUCUUGGAUAUUUACACUCGUGGAAAGGAAGAUUAAGCGAAAGUCCAGGAUACAAGAGGUACAUAACGUUCUUGAAGCGAUUAUUAACUCCGGUUACAAAAUACGUUGGUUGGGUCGACCAAGGAUCACAUUUGAGGAAGCUAUUAAGAAUGAGCGUACUGCAAUCAGCUGUAACGAUAAAUAUGGACGAUAUUGUAAAGUCUGCAAAAUAUCUCUUCCAAGACUGGAUGUGGAAAGGCAAACGGAUAGCACCGAACAUUCGAGAUGUUGUAUAUGUUGCAGGGAUCAAAUUUGGUGGAGAAGAAGAAUGGAACCAUUGUUGGCAGAAUUAUCAAAAUACUCAAGUACCUAGCGAAAAGCGGAUAAUGUUACAAGCGUUGGGGGCAACAUUAGAUUCCUGGUUGCUGCAACGAUACCUUCUGCGUUCGUUAGACCGAGAUAUCGUGAGAUCACAAGAUGUUGAAACUGUUAUAGCAUCAGUUGCUAGCAAUCCUGAAGGUCAAUUUCUUGCGUGGCGUCACAUUAAAGCGAAUUGGCCGCAGAUACAUGCUUUAUUUGGAAAUGGAUCGCUGACAAUGGGUGGACUGAUUUCUGUUGUGAUCUCUGACUUCUGCACGGAGUACGAUUACAAUGAAGUGUCAGAGUUCUUCAAGAAGGUAGACGUUGGGAGUGGACAACGAGCACUGGAACAAAGCCUAGAGAAAAUUAAGUUUAACAUACACUGGGUGAAAGAGAACGCUGAUGUUGUCGACAGAUGGCUCGUGAACUACAUGAACGCUCACAGGAGUUAA